AUAGUGACAUAUGGUUGACAAAGUUCAGCCCCCAUCAACUUGUUAGAAAUCAUGCAGAGAUACAAUAUGUAAUUCCAGUCAGAAAUCAGAAUAAGCGAAAGGAUCAAGAACACAUUAUUGUAAGUGUUUGAAUUAUGUGCGCAAUGAAAAUAUUUAAGCUUAGAAUUACAAAGUCAGCGACCAUUCAUCCUCUCGUGCAACCACGUUUUGUGUAGGACCAAAAUCUCACCAACAAAGACAAAAAACCAAGAAUUAGCUCCUAAAUCGUGUGUUCCACCUUUUCAUCUUCUAUAUAUAGUACUGAAUCUGCAACUUUGUCAGCAAGCCAUGGCCGCAUUAUCUCCUAUAUUGUUUCUCUCAUGUCUUCUAUCAAUUGUCCCUUUAACCUUGCAAGCUGAUUCACUAGAGAACGACUACAAUGGCGUUAAUGCCUUACCAAGUUCUGUCCCUAACUACCCAAAACUCUUGAACGUACUUGACUCCUGCUGGCGAGACAAGUCUAAUUGGGCGACUAAUCGUCGCGCACUGGCAGAUUGUGCGGUGGGGUAUGGUAGUGGUUCAAUGGGAGGUAAAUAUGGUGCCAUUUAUAUAGUCACUGAUUCGUCUGAUGACCCCGUGAACCCCAAACCGGGCAUGCUUAGGUACGGUGUGAUCCAAACAAGGCCGUUAUGGAUAAUUUUUGCUGAAGAUAUGGUGAUUACGCUAAAAAAUGAGUUAAUGGUGAAUAGUUUCAAGACAAUUGAUGGGAGAGGGGCUAAUGUUGAGAUUGCGUACGGUCCAUGUAUAACGAUACAAGGGGUUAGUCAUGUGAUUGUUCAUGGUAUAAGUAUUCAUGAUUGUAAGCCUGGGAAGAGUGGCAUGGUUAGGAAUACUCCUAUGCAUGUUGGGAAGCGAAUGGGGGCUGACGGGGAUGGCAUUAGCGUGUUUGCAUCGUCGAAUAUCUGGAUCGAUCAUUGUUAUCUAGCUCGGUGUGCUGAUGGACUUAUCGAUGUGAUUCAUGCUUCAACUGCUAUCACCAUUUCAAACAACUACUUCACACAACAUGAUAAAGUGAUGCUGCUUGGACACAAUGAUGGAUUCAGCGCUGACAAGGUUAUGAAGAUUACGAUUGUACUUAAUCGUUUCGGGACUGGCCUAAUUGAGAGGAUGCCAAGGGUGAGGUUUGGAUAUGCUCAUGUUGCCAACAACAGAUAUGAUGAGUGGCAAAUGUAUGCAAUUGGUGGUAGUGCAAACCCCACCAUAUUCAGUGAAGGAAACUACUUCAUUGCUCCUAAUAAUGCUAAUUCCAAAGAGGUUACCAAAAGAGAGGUCAGCAAAAACUGGAACAACUGGAAAUGGAGGUCAUCUAGAGAUGUAUUCCUGAAUGGUGCUUAUUUUGUUCAAUCUGGAUAUGGAAGUUGUGCUCCGCAUUACGCUAGUUUGCAAUCAUUCAAAGUAGCUCCAGGAUUCUUUGUUCCUGCCUUAACAUCUGAUGCAGGCCCUCUAAGUUGUGUUGUUGGUAAAGCAUGUUGA
Messenger RNA from Tripterygium wilfordii, 1512 nucleotides. RefSeq names its product probable pectate lyase 16. Lineage: Eukaryota; Viridiplantae; Streptophyta; Magnoliopsida; Celastrales; Celastraceae. The transcript has 5 exons. Gene Ontology annotation, molecular function: pectate lyase activity. The record is from RefSeq and is a predicted model, not a curated record. The coding region runs from base 328 to 1512 and encodes 394 amino acids.